Messenger RNA from Athalia rosae (coleseed sawfly), 4838 nucleotides. RefSeq lists its product as uncharacterized. The record is from RefSeq and is a predicted model, not a curated record. Gene Ontology annotation, molecular function: epidermal growth factor receptor binding; receptor ligand activity. The transcript has 7 exons. The coding region runs from base 745 to 1767 and encodes 340 amino acids. Gene Ontology annotation, biological process: epidermal growth factor receptor signaling pathway. Lineage: Eukaryota; Metazoa; Arthropoda; Insecta; Hymenoptera; Athaliidae.
GCACGUGCACACGCGUGUGCCGUAUGCAGAAAAAAAAAUAAUUAUGUAUCAUACCUCUCAUAAGCGUUAUUCAAUACAGCCAAAUUAUCUCGAUCCGCCUGUACGUACACGGUCAUUCUUAUUACCUGAUGCGUAGCGCGAAUUUUUUCCUAAAAUCUACCCUCACCGUUAUUCAAUAUAACCUGAGAAGGGCCGCGAGAAGAGCCAUAUUAUAAGAGGCAGCGAAACAGGGUGUAGAUAUCACCUGACGAUACGCGUCCCAUAUACACAUGGGUGUCGUACACCGCACGGGAUACACGAUCGGACAUAUCGGGUGGGUCACGUGUGUGGCACCGCGUUGGUGAAGUGCGUCGAGAUUGGCUCGUUGUCGGACAGAUUAGCGGCGUAUAAUACGCGGUAUAACACUGGAUCCUCAUAGGCGGAUAAGUGAGGUGAAUAUUACACGCUUACAAUAGGGCCAGAAACAACUAUAUGUAUACGCGCGGGGGAGAGAAUCGAGAGUAAAAGAAGAGCGCCUAUACGUACCAUAGAGUCGGCAGCCCCUCGGUAUACAGCAGAUGAGGGUGACGGUAAGAGAGGAUUAGGAAUGUAAGCGACUGAGCGCGACGGCGGAAGGAAUUAGGGGAGGGUGGAAGUACGAGAGAGAGAGAGGGAGGGAGGAAAAAAAAGAGAACAUUUUUAAAAAGCCGCGGACCGAGUGGACCGCUGCUCCGCAGGGCAGGCACGGGCGCUACACAUGAGCGCAUGCAUGUAGGGAGGCGACGGCACGUGCGGAGGACACCGGGAACACCCGCCGCCCCCGAUGUAGACGACGCCUGCUGCAAGAGCAGCACCAACACCGACGUCGGUAUCGACGUCAACGUCGACGUUAACACCGACGCGGCAAACACCGACGCCAGCAGGAGCGGCAGCGGCAGCGGCAGCAGCAGGCGGAAAUUCUCCCAUAUCGAAGAUGACGAACUACCGCCGAAUGUGCAACAACAACAACAGGAACAACGACAACGAAGAAACGGCGUACCCGGUGGUGCAACCUUGGCGCACGCGACGAACUCUCCUACGAGAGAUGCAGCUGACACGGAAACUGCCGCGACGACGGCGCCCUAUUUCAGGAGAAGAACGUUACCACCUUAUAUCGCUACGAUAUUAAUCAUCACCUGCACCCUUUUUGGCAUCGCAGAUGCAUGUUCGUCACGGUCGACUCCGAAGCCACGACCACCGACGCCAACACCUCGACCGAAUAUCACAUUCCACAUGUAUACGUGUCCGCCCGACUACGCGGAAUGGUAUUGUCUGAAUGGCGCGACCUGUUUUACCGUAAAAAUUGCCGAGUCGCUACUCUACAAUUGUUUAUGCGCGAAUGGAUACAUCGGGCAGAGAUGCGAAUUCAAGGAUCUGGAUGGUUCCUACUUACCAUCGCGGCAACGUGUGAUGUUGGAAACUGCCAGCAUAGCAGGAGGUGCCACCAUAGCAGUAUUUUUGGUCGUUAUUAUUUGCAUAGCUGCUUACAUCCAUUGUAAGCGCAAACAAAAGGAGCUUCGAACAAGCAGUAACGGUGUCGACACCGUCGAUGGCCCUGGGCGAGAUCCCGAACUCAGGCCAUUCAGUAAUCACGGUCGCUCAUUGAGGAUCUUUAUGGCGAAAAAUUCCAAUGCCCUUACGAGUCCGGCGAUAGAGCAAACUAAAAUGCCAGGUUGGAAUUACUCUUCGCCAGAAUCAACAAGGAUGGCUUCUAUCAGCGAGGGAAAAAGCAGUCACACGCAUCAGUAAGUCACGUAAAUUCCAAACAUUUUUGUUGCGCAAUGAAACCGUCGCGACGAAAAAAAUCAAAUCAAGAAAAAGAGAACAAAAAGAAAGUGCUCCAACUGCCCCUAACAGUGAACCCUUUAAUUCUGUUACUGUGACGAGUACAGACUAUUAUUUCUAUGUUCACGCGAUGACCAAAUAAUAAGUGAUUUAUGAAAUUGAUGUGAUUGCGCGCGCCAAGUUUUUAUGUCAGCAUAGAAAAUUGAGUCAUCGGUGAACGAGGUGUGUAAGUUAGAGUCGCGAAACGUCUACUAACAACCUACACAACUAGAUGGAAGAAGAGAAAUCAUAAUAACAAAUACGAUUGUAAGAAAAUUUAGUUAAUAAUUAAACUGAUUAUAAAAUGAGUUCAAUUACCCUGAGCGGUAAUGAACGCCUUGUGCUUAGCGCUUAAACUCACCUACUAACUAAUGGUCGAUAGUUGGCAGAUGUUAAUGUCCAAAUACAAACUAAUAUCUAUGAAUAAUUAUCAUCGAAACAUUCCCAAUGCGCAGUUUAUAUCGAUAACGUCUCUAACUAUUAACGGCACCUCGUAAUCAUAGCUUACGCUAGGUAAAUACCGAAGCCCUUCUUUAUUAUUUCUUCAUUUUUAUUAUCUCUUUUAAAUCGAGCUGGUAGAGUCGUAUUCAAGAAGUUUGAGCCGGGAUUACAACAAGAAUAUUAAUAAUAAAUAUCUAAAGCGGACGAUGCGUUUUUUACAUUGUUUAUCAAUUAUCAAUCAUUCGAUUUAUUAAGCAAAACAAACGAUCUCGUUGUAAAGGAAGGAGAGCUAUAUGAACGAUUCUUUGAGAGAAAAACCAAGGUAAAGACGAACUGAACUGGAUUUCUACUACUAAUAUUACUACUACUACUACCAAUACUACUACUAAACUACUACUGAUAUAUUUAUACUACACUAAACGCUACUACCACUAUUUAACGUUUAUUUUUGAAUACGAUUAAUUUUUAUUAUUUUAAAUUUAAUAUGAUCGAUGCCCGUAUGAAUCAACGUGUAGUAUAAACAAGUAGUUAUCAUUCGCUUUAAUAUAUUAAGUCGAGUGAAGCGAGUGAGGCAGGCCUCUUCUGUAAAUAGUAAAUUAUCUCUAGGACUGCCCACGUACCUACGCUUACCGUAUUCACGUGAAAAGAACAAAAUGUCGAAUAUGUUAUAAUAAUUGCACUGUAUUAAAUCAAUUACAAAAAGUGAUUUUCCUGUAAAACACCAAUCUAUUGUUGUUUCGUAUUACGGAAUGUUAUUUAAUAAUGUACAUACACGUAGGUAUGUAUGUAUUCAUAAUACAUCGGUAUAUAAAAACAGUAAUUUAAUUUGAAUAACGUCAUGAUUCUUUUUGGUAAAAAAAAAUACCACAAAACAUAAAAUAACCAUUGAUAGUUUGUAUAUUUGUAGAUACUCGUAACGAUCACUCUUCCGAAUCUUCUUUGUUUACUCCUUAUUGUUAUUUUUGUUCUCUUUUACUUUCCCCAUACCCCUAUCUUAUAACUUUACGUAUACAAAAAUAUAUUUAUAUUCAUGCAUAAACAUAGAUUAUUAUAAUUAGGUAAACAUCUUUUAUUUUCAUCAAUUUCUAACAUCUGUGAUCGGAAAAUUUUCUCCGUGUAUCCGAUUCAACUCCACCUCGAUGCAUGGAAAAUUUAUAAUAAAGUGAUCAAAGCCAAUAAUCACAACAAAUUACACACGCAACAUCACAAGCGGUACGGCUCACACAUAAAGAGAAUCGUGCGAUGAACAAAAAAAAUACGUAACAAAUUAAUACAAUACAAAUUUAUGAAUAGUAACAGAUAAAAGUGAAUAUUGUAAUCUUAUUUAAAAUUUCGUUAUACUUUAUAUAUUGUACUUGGUUCCUAAUUUAUUAUUAUUAUAACAAUUAUUAUUAUUAUUAUUAUUACUAUCAUUAUUGUCAUUAUCAUUAUCAUUAUCGUCAUUGGCCUCAUCAUCAUUAUCACCGUCGUCAUCAUCACUAUCAUGCAUUAUCAUUGAUAUUAUGUCUAUUAUUAUUUAUAUUAUUAUUAUGAUUAUUGCUAACAUUAUUAUUUCUAUUAUUAUUAUUAUUAUGUCUAUUAUUAUCAUCAUCAUCAUCACUAUCGUUAAUAUUAUUAUUUCUAUCGUAGUAACUUUUUAUUAGGACAUGUUUUCAACAUGUUUGCGGUGCAUUUGAUACUUUGAGCGAAUGAAGCGAGAGGCUGUGAGAGAGCGUGUGACUUGCAGAGCCGGCGGUGGCCUUUGUUUUUCUACUCUAUUCCUAACUAUAGUCUGAUACUUGACUACAAGAAACUAAUGGAACUAAUCUACAUAGGUAGAUAAAAAAAAAAAAAAUGAUAUUUCGACUAGUAUGUAUCAAAAUAGAAGCGCUAUUAACAAACUUGUAACUUGACCUGAAUCGCUAAUUGUCGAUAACACAUGGAUGAGUGGUGACAUUCUAAUACAUCGGACAGCAUAUCUUUGAUCUUUGGAAAGUAUUGUAAAUUCAGUUAUGGCCAAUAGGAGAUUACCUAAGCUACCAUGUACUUUACUCCAGUUAAAAUUCAUUGAAAUCUUAUUGUUAGUAUCAGUUAACUUUUCGCAACGACGUUAUGGUAUAAUAGUUUCGAUAUACCUUUAAAAUUAGCAACGAAUUUUUUUCACGCCGUUUUUUUUUUUCUUUUUUCACCGAUAGCUGUUUCCAAAUUUUUUUCCGUUUUUGCGAAGUGUGCUUUCUAUUUCAUUAAAUCACUGACAUCGAGGUACAAAGAAUCAGCUGUCUGUUGUAAAUGUACAACCAAAGAUGCAACGUCAUUGAACUAAUAAUAGUAAUAAAAUAAAUCCAAAGGAAGCUGCUAAUGUUACUAGACGAAAGAAAAAACUAAUCGACGAUGUUCUAGAUCGACAUUGUUAAUUAUUUUUGUAACGAAAUGUACAUGUACUAGUGUGCUCUGCGUAUGGAAGCUUAUACCUACAUAUGUUAAAUAUUAUUAUUAAUACUGAUAAAAGAAAAACUUGUAAUCUUGUUUUCCAAAUUGUUUAAUAGCAUAAAAUAUUGAAUUUAAUUUAUUCGCUA